AGUAAAUUAGUAGCUAGCUAGUAACAAAUAUACUCAUCUAUAAGUUGGAACUGUAACUUGCCACAGAGCACAGUGGAUUGAUUUCUAGAGAGAGAGAGGAGUUUUUGUUGGUAGGUUAAUUAGGCUUUGAUGGAAUAAGGUUUGUUGUUGGGUUAUUAGGAGUGUGAAAAGCAAAUUAAUUAAAGGGCUUUUGCUUCUUUCCCACCAAUACAUAUCUAUACACUGCUUUACAGUUCUAGGCUUCUACCACCACCCAUUUCUCCAUAUAUGGUUUACCCUAGACAUUCCUCUUAUUACACUCUUUCCCACUUCUCUCUCUCUCACACACACACACGCACGUAUUGUACGUGCACAUAAUACACAAUAAAUAUUCAAUACUUGAGCUGAAAAAGGCGAUUGCUUUUUCAUGGAUCUCCAACCAGUCUAGAGUCUGAAGCAACAUAUAUUCACAGACAUCACUGCUGCAUAGCGAGAGCUCUCUCUCUCUUAAUAUCUCUCUCUAUGGCUGGUGAAGUGAAGGCAGGAGCGAUCAUGGCAACAUCUUCUGGAUAUUGCUAUUCGGAGGCGUCUUCAACAGAUGUUAACCCCCAAAUCUACAACUUGACUGCAGCCAUGGAGAUUAUAGGGUUUCCAUCAAAAAACCUGAUGCAAAGCCAUCAAUCCAUCAACGAUUUCACCACCAAUCACCAAAGCUUAAUGGUUUCACCAGAUUCAUGGAAUCACCACCACGAUCCAUCUUUCAGGAGUGUUAAUUUCACCGGCGAUGGAAACGAAAGGCAGCAGACGGCUCAUCAUCAAGGAUCGCUUUCUCUCUCCCUCACCUCCUCACCCAAUCUGCAGCCGUUCGAGCUGCGGCAAAACGACGUCGGGCAAUCGAGUGCUAAUUCCAUGUAUCGGCAGAUGAUGCAGCAGCAGUUUCCGAUUCGGAGCUCCAAGUAUUUGGAGCCGGCGAAGGAGCUCUUAAACCAGCUCUGCAAUCUCGGAACCGCCGCGGAUAAGAUGAAAGGCAAGAGAAGCGGCGGCGGAGACGACGAGAGAGCGCAGCAGCAGCCGCCCUUCGCCGUGGACCUCCUCGAGCUGCAGAGGAGGAAGGCGAAGCUGCUCCAGAUGCUACAAGAGGUCGACAGAAGGUACAAGCACUACUGCGAUCAGAUGCAGGCGGUGGUGUCGUCGUUCGAGGCGGUGGCCGGGGAGGGCGCGGCGGCGGCCUACUCCGGCAUGGCUUCGCGGGCGAUGUCGCGGCACUUCAGAUGCCUCAAGGAUGGGAUUGUAGGUCAGAUUAAGGCGGCGAACAAGGCGAUGGGCGAGAGAGACGCGGCGAUCCCCGGCGCUAGCAAGGGCGAGACGCCGAGGCUGAGGAUUCUGGAUCAGAAACUGAGGCAGCAGAGGGCUUUCCAGCAGAUGGGGAUGGUGGAGAAUCAUCCCUGGCGCCCGCAGCGCGGCCUGCCGGAGAAAUCCGUCGCCGUUCUCCGCGCUUGGCUCUUUGAGCACUUCCUCCAUCCGUAUCCAAGUGAAGUAGAUAAACGCAUUUUAGCCCGACAAACAGGUCUCUCGAGAAGCCAGGUAUCAAAUUGGUUCAUCAACGCGCGGGUGCGGCUGUGGAAGCCCAUGGUGGAGGAAAUGUACCUAGAAGAUCAAAAGGAAGGCGACGGCGGCGGCGCGGAGACCAGCCACCAGCAGGCGGCGGCGGCGGCGGCGAACGAGGACCGGAAGCCGACGCAGGAUCAGCUGAUGAUGAGGACCGAUUCCGAGUGCCUUUCCUCCAUAAUCAACACUCCGUCGAGAAACCACCUCAGCAGAUCAGGUGGCGAUCACGAAGCCAUGCAAUUCGACUUCUCAUCAUACGCCCCCGCCUCCGCCUCCGCCUCCGCCUCUUAUCUAAACGAGAAUGCUCCUCCCUCCGGCAGCGGGGUGUCUUUGACGUUGGGUUUGCAGCAGCAUGGCGGCGGCGGGGUGACGUUGGCGUUCACGCCGCCGUCGCUGUUCUACCCUAGAGAUGACGAGAUGGAGGAUUGCGAGAGAGUUGAGUAUUCGAUGUUUGAAGGUGAAACGCAGAAUUUGCAGUAUAGGAAUUUGAUGGGGGCGCAGUUGCUUCAUGAUUUGGCUGGAUAGCUAGCUCAGCUGCAUGCCAACAUAUUCACUAAAAGAAAACAGAAAAAGAAAAAAGGUGAAUUUUAAUUUAAUUAAAUAUGUGGUGAAGAUUAGAGCAGUGUUUUCAUUUGUCGGUGAAGUUUAAUUUGGCUGUGAUAUACACAGAAUAGUGGCGGUAUAUACACAAUACAUUGGUUUUGGUUUGGACAUAUACAAUUAAUCAAUCAAAACCUCUCGCUUCAAUGCCUGCAAA
This is a messenger RNA of Salvia miltiorrhiza (redroot sage), 2344 nucleotides long. RefSeq names its product homeobox protein BEL1 homolog. The record is from RefSeq and is a predicted model, not a curated record. NCBI's taxonomy places the organism in Eukaryota, Viridiplantae, Streptophyta, Magnoliopsida, Lamiales, Lamiaceae. The coding region runs from base 502 to 2112 and encodes 536 amino acids. Gene Ontology annotation, biological process: regulation of transcription by RNA polymerase II. The transcript has 4 exons. Gene Ontology annotation, molecular function: DNA-binding transcription factor activity, RNA polymerase II-specific; RNA polymerase II cis-regulatory region sequence-specific DNA binding.